This is a messenger RNA of Rattus norvegicus (Norway rat), 8037 nucleotides long. The record is from RefSeq and is a predicted model, not a curated record. Lineage: Eukaryota; Metazoa; Chordata; Mammalia; Rodentia; Muridae.
GUUGGUGGAACCUUUAAGAGGCAGAGCCUCAUCAAGGAAGUGAGUACUUAGAUAUAGCCUCAUGGGUAUUUAUAGCCUGGCCCAACUUCUUCCUUUCUUUUCCUCACUGAGGAUGCAAUGUGACCAGUAGGCUCUGCUCCUUCUACCACAGCUUCCUGCCACGACGGAACUCAUCCCUUCAAAUUGAAACCACCUGAGGAAGAAGCAGGAGCCUGACUGAACUGAAGAAAAUGGCUGAGCAUGGGGAGGCCUCUGAGGAUCAAGUUUCUGAGUUUGAUGGUGAAUGUCUCCCUGAGCUCUCUGCUCUUCUCGGGGUGGAUGCAGUUCAGCUGGUAAAGAGCCAAGAAGAAGAAGAGAAUAAAGAACGGAUGAAAAUGAAGAAAGGUUUUAAUGCACAGAUGCGCAGUGAAGCCAAACGGCUGAAGACUUUUGUGACCUAUGAUGCGUUCAAAUCGUGGACCCCACAGGAGAUGGCAGCUGCUGGGUUUUACUACACGGGUGUGAGACAUGGGGUUCAGUGCUUCUGCUGUAGCUUAAUCCUCUUUGGUACUAGCCUCAGGAAAGUUCCCAUAGAGAGCCACAGGAAAUUACGACCCCAAUGUGAGUUCCUCUCGGGCAAAGAUGUUGGAAACAUUGGCAAGUACGACAUACGGGUGAAGAAUCCAGAGACGCUGCCGAGAGGUGGCAGAGCAAGGUACCAUGAGGAGGAGGCCAGACUGGAGUCCUUUGAGGACUGGCCGUUUUAUGCCCAUGGGACAUCACCUCGUGUACUCUCAGCUGCUGGCUUUGUCUUCACAGGUAAAAGGGACACUGUGCAGUGUUUCUCCUGUGGUGGAUGCUUGGGAAACUGGGAAGAAGGAGAUGAUCCCUGGAAGGAGCAUGCCAAGUGGUUCCCCAAAUGUGAAUUUCUUCAAAGUAAGAAAUCCACAGAGGAAAUUAACCAGUAUAUUCAAAGCUACACGGGAUUUCUUCAUGUAGCGGGAGAACAUUUUGUGAAUUCCUGGGUGAGAAGAGAAUUACCUGUGGUAUCAGCUUACAGCAAUGACAGUGUCUUUGCUAAUGAAGGACUAAGAAUGGACACGUUUAAGGACUGGCCCCAUGAAUCAUCUGUGGCUGUUGAAGCUCUGGUCAAAGCAGGUCUUUUCUACACAGGCAAAAAGGACAUCGUCCAGUGUUUCUCCUGUGGAGGAUGCAUGGAGAAUUGGAAGGAAGGUGAUGACCCAAUAGAAGAUCACACCAAGUUUUUUCCCAACUGUGUAUUUCUUCAAACCCUGAAGUCCUCUGCAGAAGUGAUUCCAGCCCUUCAGAGCCACUGUGCAUGUCCAGAAGCCAUGGAAACCACAAGUGAAAGCAACCAUGAGGAUCCAGUAGCAGUGCAUUCUUCUGUGGCAGGCUUGGGUCAGAGUGAAGCCCAGUGGUGUCAAGAGGCCAGGAGUCUGAGUGAGCAGCUGAGAGGCACCUACACCAAAGCCAGUUUCCGCCACAUGAACCUGCCCGAGGCGUAUUCCAGCCUCGGCACUGACCACUUGCUCGGCUGCGAGGUGUUCCUCAUUUCAAAGCACGUCAGCCGGCCAGUGCAAGUGGCCCUGACAAUCCCCGAGGUCUUCGCCAAUCUUAGCUCUGUCAUGUGUGUGGAGGGGGAAGCUGGCAGUGGGAAGACCACCUUCCUGAAGAGGAUAGCUUUCCUCUGGGCAUCAGGAUGCUGUCCCCUGUUGAACAGGUUCCAGCUGGUCUUCUACCUCUCCCUUCGUUCCAUCAGAGCAGACCAGGGACUGGCCGACAUCAUCUGUGCCCAGCUCCUAGAGGCAGGAGGAUGCAUCAGUGAAGUGAGCCUGAGCAGCGGCAUCCAGCACUUACAACACCAGGUCCUGUUCCUGUUGGAUGACUACAGUGGGAUGGACUCCCUCCCCCAAGCCCUAGACACACUGAUUACCAAAAACUACUUGUCACGGACCUGCUUACUGAUGGCCGUCCAUACCAACAGGGUCAGGGACAUCCGCCCAUAUCUAGAGACAGUUCUACAGAUCAAAGAGUUUCCCUUCUAUAAUACUAUCUCUGUAUUACGUAAGUUUUUCUCCCAUAAUACAACACGUCUGUUAGAGUUUAUGGUUUAUUUUGGAAGGAAUGAGGACUUACAGGGAGUUCACAAAACCCCCCUCUUUGUGGCAGCAGUAUGCACUGACUGGUUUCAAAAUCCAUCUGACCAGCCCUUUCAGGAUGUGACCAUUUUCAAGUCCUACAUGCAAUACCUGUUCUUAAAGCACAAAGCUACAGCCGGGCCUCUCCAGGCCACCGUGUCCUCCUGUGGGCAUCUGGCCUUGACAGGGCUUUUCUCAUCGAGCUUUGAGUUCAGUAGUGAUGACCUCAUAGAGGCAGGAGUUGAUGAAGACGAAGAGCUCAGCACCUGCUUGAUGAGCAAAUUCACCGCCCAGAGGCUGAGACCAGUCUACCGGUUUUUAAGUCCUCUGUUCCAAGAGUUUCUGGCUGCCAUGAGGCUCUCAGAACUCCUGGGGUCAGAUAGUCAAGAAGACCAAGAUCUGGGACUGUAUUAUUUGAGACAAAUUAACUCACCUCUGAAGGCUAUAAACUCCUAUGGCAUAUUUUUGAAGUAUGUCUCCGACCACUGUUCCUCAAAGGCAGGGCCAAAAGUUGUAUCUCAUUUGCUUCAGUUGGUGGAUGAGAAAGAGUCCCUGGAGAACAUGUCUGAAAAUGAGGAUUACAUGAAGCUCCACCCAGAAACUUUUCUGUGGUUGCAUUUUCUUAGAGGGUUGUGGCUAAAUUCUCCUGAAUCUUUCUCUUCACUCCUUUCAGAACGUUUACUGAACAUUGCCCUAAACUUUGCUUAUCAAAGCAGCACAGUUGCUGCAUGCUCUCCAGUUAUUUUGCAGUUCCUUCGAGGGAGGACACUGGCUUUGGGAGUACUGAAUUCACAGUACUUUUGGGACCACCCAGAAAGCCUGUUACUGUUGGGGAGUUUAAAGGUUUCUAUAAAUGGAAAUGAAAUCUCAUCUCAUGUGGAUUAUUCAUUCAAGACAUAUUUUGAAAACUUACAGCCACCAGCUAUAGAUAAGGAGUACACAUCUGCCUUCGAGCACAUAAGUGAAUGGAAGAGAAAUUUUGCUGAAGAUGAGAAGAUCAUAAAGCACUAUCAAAAUAUCUGGCCCAGGGUCCUACCAGACAUCAGUGAAGGGUACUGGAAACUGUCCCCCAAGCCUUACAAGAUCCCUAGGCUGGAAGUUGGAGUGAACAACAUGGGUCCGGCAGACCAGGCUCUGCUCCAUGUCCUAAUGGAAGUCUUCUCAGCCUCACAGAGCAUUGAGUUCCAGUUAUUCAACAGCAGUGGCUUUCUUGAAAGCAUCCGCCCAGCUCUGGAGCUGAAUAAGACCUCUGUCACCAAGUGCUCCAUGUCCAGGCUGGAGCUCAGCAGAGCAGAACAGGAGCUGCUUCUCACCCUGCCUGCCCUGCAGUCUCUUGAGGUCUCAGAGACAAACCAGAUUCCAGAUCAGCUCUUCCAUAACUUGGACAAGUUCCUGGGCCUGAAAGAACUGUCUGUGAGACUAGAUGGCACACAGGACGUGCUCUCAGUCCUUCCGGGAGAGUUCCCAAACCUCCAUCACAUGGAGAAGUUAUCCAUCCACACCUUCACAGAGUCUGACCUCUCCAAACUAGUUAAAUUGAUUCAGAACUCUCCAAAUCUGCAUGAUAUCCACCUGAAAUGUGAUUUCCUUUCAAACUGUGAGUCUCUCAUGGCUGCGCUUGCUUCCUGUGAGAAACUCAGAGAGAUUGAGUUUUCUGGACGAUGCUUUGAAGCCAUGCCAUUUGUCACCUUGUUGCCAAAUUUUGUUUUUCUGAAGAUAUUGAAUCUUAAAGGCCAACAAUUCCCAGAUAAGGAAACAUCAGAAAUGUUUGCCCAGGCUCUGGGUUCUCUCAGGAAGCUGGAGGAACUGCACCUUCCCAAGGGGGACGGGAUCCACCAAGUGGCCAAACUGAUUGUCCAGCAGUGUCUGCAGCUUCCCUGUCUCCGAGUUCUCGCCUUUCACCACGUCUUGGACGAUGACAGUGUGACUGAAGUUGCCAGGGUGGCAACUAGCAGAGGUUUCCAGAAACUCGAGAACUUAGAUCUUUCAAUGAAUCACAAGAUUACUGAGGAAGGAUACAGAAAUUUCUUUCAAGCCCUGGACAACCUGCCAAACUUGCAAGAGCUGAACAUCUGCAGGCAUAUCCGAGAAUGCAUCCAAGUUCAGGCCAGCACCGUCAAGGCUCUGGGUCAGUGUGUGUCCCGACUGCCCAGCCUCACCAGGCUGAGGAUGCUCAGUUGGCUGCUGGAUGAAGAGGACAUGAAAGUGAUUAAUGACGUGAAGGAAAGACACCCUCAGUCCAAACGCCUGACUGUCUUCUGGAAAUGGAUAGUCCCGUUCUCUCCUGUUGUCCAGGAGUAAAGGAAGCUCCUGAAGGCUACCAACAGUUCCAAAUACCCGACUUCCUAAAAUACUUUACUUUAGCUUAGCAUGAUGAUACACACCUGUACUUUCAGCAUUUAAGAUACUGAAGUGGGAGAAUCACGAAGUUCUGACCAGCCUGGGUCACAUAGCAAGGUCCUGUCUCACAGAUAAAGACAUAACUAACCAUCCUGUUAAAGAAUACUUAGCAACUGUGUAGACUGGUAAAUUUCCCCUUUUAUAUGGAUAUAUGUUUCUGCCUGCAUUUAUAGCUGUGCACUACAUAGACCAUGCAUAGGUUGUAAAAGUGUGUUGAGCCAUCCUGGUCCUGGAGUUAUAGAUAGUUGAGAGUUUCCUUUCACUGCCGGGCACCACACCUUCGUCCUCAGUAAAAGCAGCAGGUGCUCUAAACCCUGCCAAUAUCCUAAGGCCAAUAAUUUUUUUUAAAAAAUCUGCAUGCUCAUCACUGAACUUAGGAGCUAUAAUGAACAGUGCCUUAUCAGUCCUUGUAUGCUUCUCCUUCAAGUUGAUACAGGGAACCUUCUUUAACCUUGGUCAACAGGAAAGGGCUGGCAGAAGGAACCCUGAUCCAUGGAAAGCCAAAGCAUGGUAGGAAUAUUGGGUGGAGGAUAUGCAUGGCCUGUUUAUAGAUGGAGUCAGUCUUACACAUGAGGAAGUGGGAGUGAACUUUAUCACAGGGUGCAGCCUACUCUCUCCAGGAGAUGCUCCUUGGUCUUCGUAGAGUUUUGCUAUUCAUUAGCCUUGGAGUGGCUGUUGACACCGUUGGUAUUGCCAACAGGAGGAAGGUAUUGGACUUAGAGAAAACUGCCUUUGAUUCCUGCUUUGUUUAUGGGACUUUUGAGAGUUUGGCAUGUGCUGUAACAGCCUUCUGAUUUUUCUUAGGAAUUCAUGGUCUUUGGUCUAUGUGGUUCUAACUCUUCACAAUUGAAUAGGAAUGGCUACCACAGUCUCAUAUGUGUGAAUGGUUGGCCAUUAGGAAGUGACAUUAUUAGGAGGUGUGGCCUUGUUGGAGUAGGUAUGACCUUGUUGGAGGUCUUGUGUCAUUGGUAGUGGCUUUGAAUUUCAAAUGCUAAGGCCAGGCCCAGGCUCUCUCUCUCUCUCUCGUUCUCUCUCUCUCUGUCUCUCUGUCUCUCUGUCUCUCUCUCUCUCUCUCUCUCUCUCUCUCUCUCUCCCCCCCCCCUCUUUCUCCCUUUCCUGCUGCCUGCCACUGUAGCAGAUGUAAAACUCUCAGCCUCAUGCCCAGCACCAUGUUUACCUGCAUUCAGCCAUGUUCUCCACUGUAAGAAAAUGUAAAACUCAAAAAGCUCCUAACCCAAACAUUCAGGAAAUCCAGGACCCAAUGAGAAGAUCAAACUUAAGGAUAAUAGGUAUAGAAGAGAGCAAAGACUCCCAUCUUAAAGGGCCAGUAAAUAUCUUCAAUAAAAUUAUAGAUGAAAACUUCCCUAACCUAAAAAAAGAGAUGCCCAUAAACAUACAAGAUGCCUACAGAACUCCAAAUAGAUUGAACCAGAAAAGAAACUCCUCCAUUCACAUACUAGUCAAAACACCAAAUACACAAAACAAAGAAAGAAUAUUAAAAGCAGUAAGGGAAAAAAUGUCAAGUAACAUAUAAAGGCAGACCUAUCAGAAUCACACCAGACUUCUCACCAGAGACUAUGAAAGCCAGAAGAUCCUGGGCAGACGUCAUGCAGGUUCUUCCUUCCUGCACCAGCCUAUGGCCCACUCAGUAAAAUGUCUCAUAGGAACUGUCCAAAAUGGCACCUUUUGUCAAAAUGGUGGCAAUAUAAGAUCUCAACCUGUACCACAUCUCAAGAGUACAACUGUCCCAGGAGCUGUCCAUGGUGGCAGAUCUCUUUUGCCUACUCUGCUGGAGCUACCCCUCAGGAGCUGUCCACAGUAGCGACACCUCUUUUCCUGCCUCAGCCUACAGCCUUGGUGAAACAUUACUGCAAGAGCUGGCCACAGUGACAGCCUCCUCUCCAGGCUUCUCAGAAACCCUAUAUAAGCACUGCCCCUUCAUCCAUUUCCUGACUGUUCACUCCCAGGAGCAUAGGACAGCCUUCCCUGGAUUUGUCCCUCAUCCUCCUGGACUCCUACCUUCAAUAAAUCUCUUUCAUAAGAUGUACUGCCUGGAGCAACUCUCUGGUUGGAAGAUGCUGAGAAGAAAACACACAAAGAAGGAGCAGAGCUGAGGCUCCUGAGCUCCUCAGCAAAUCUGGUGAUCCCUCCCCCCGGGAGCUCCAAGACCUCCGCCGGGGAGGCUUCCUCAGAGCUGUGAUUCCAGGCUUCUAAAUCCAAGAUAACCUUCAUCAGAGCAGAAACACCUACAGCCUGCAUGAUUGGUAUUCUCAAUAUUAAAAUUCUAGCUAGUGGUGUAGCUCCAAGACAAUGUGCCUGCUGAGUAUUUACAAGGCCCUGAGCACCAUCUCUUGCACUGAAAAGAAAGUUUAACACUGAGGCAUUAACUUGAGCUGUCUCCAUUGAGAAAGAUUGAUUUUCUUUUUGUUGAUCUGAUAUGUUAAUACUUUUCAAAGCCCAUUGAAAAGUCGGAAACUGCGAGUAUAUUUACCACAGGGAAGUUUGGGGCAAGUGUAAUGCAGCCAUUAGCUCUAACAGAGGAAUUUGCCAGCCUGGGCAAUCAGGAUAUCUUCCUAUAGUAUGCGCUCCCAUCUCAGAGCUUUGUGGUUCCUGGGUUCCCAAGUCCAAGAUUACCCUUCCAUCAGAUACCCUUCCCAAGUUCAAGGCCAGCCUGGGCGAUCUGAAGAGACUGACUCAAUAUAAAAUUGUGGAAGGGUUGGAGAGGCUGCUUUGUGGUCUAGUGGGAGGAAGGUCCUGUGUUUGGUCCUUCUGACCCAGAAUGUCUGACAGACUUUUCUGUGCAGCUGGAAUUAUGAAGGACUUGCCUGCCUUGUCCUUGCAAAACUCAGCAGCCAUCUUCUCGGCUCAUUGCUGGCCUCUUGGACGCACCUGCUCCUAGGGUAUCACUCACUCCUGCUUUCCUCAGAGAGCUCCAGCUCAGCUCUCUGCUAUUUCUCCUCUCUAAAUCCUGGGGAGAUCUGACUUCUCCUGGCUUUGUCUGUGUGUAAGCACCCUUCACAGACCCUCUCAUCCAGAUGAAUGGCUUUAAAUUCUCAUUCUCUACCUCACCAUUUCCAACUCUAACCAAGACAUAGGCCCUGAACUACUCCAUUUAAAUGGAAAUUUCCAUUUUCAAAUCUCCAAAGUCUUGAUUGCUACUGUCUUCUCCACAAAAGUAUUUUUGUGCUGAAGAUGUUGGUCAGUGGUUAUGGUGCUUUGAAUAACAAUGUUUCCCCUAAGUCAUGUAUUUAAUUAUUUGGUCUCCAGUUGGUCGUGUUCCUUGUGGAAGCUUAGGAGGUGUGAUCUAGAAAGAGCUUUGAGAACUUAAGGUCUAUCCCUAUUCCCAAUUUGCUCUCCCUGUUUGAACUUUGUGGUUCAGGAUGUGUACCUUCAACUUCUUCCUUCUGCCACGCCUUGCUGCUUGUUGCCUAUCUCCCCACCACGAUGGACUGUUGUUGUAAAAUGUAAAAAAUAAAAAAAAAAGUAGGGUUGUCUUUUA